Messenger RNA from Mugil cephalus (flathead mullet), 2593 nucleotides. It is a transcript of the gene znf143b, whose product is annotated as zinc finger protein 143b. The transcript has 15 exons. The coding region runs from base 454 to 2334 and encodes 626 amino acids. NCBI's taxonomy places the organism in Eukaryota, Metazoa, Chordata, Actinopteri, Mugiliformes, Mugilidae. The record is from RefSeq and is a predicted model, not a curated record. Gene Ontology annotation, biological process: regulation of transcription by RNA polymerase II. Gene Ontology annotation, cellular component: nucleus. Gene Ontology annotation, molecular function: RNA polymerase II transcription regulatory region sequence-specific DNA binding; DNA-binding transcription factor activity, RNA polymerase II-specific.
GCCGAAAAAUCUGUCCACACACCGCUGUUUACAUUGCCGAAAAAACAAUCUGACCACAUCCUGAGGUGCGCAGUGGUUCGGAAUGCACAGUGUCGGUUGACUGUCAUCUUACACUGAAGCUUAAAUAUUUAUUUUCUUCGACGGCGCAGCGGCUUUAUUAUCAAAACCCCGACACAAUACGAAAACCGACGCGGAAUGGCGUCUGCCAGGGGCCCGGGAGGCUGAAUGACAGCAAUAUUAGACCCGAUGGACAAACACAUUGACCAAUAGGAGUGCGACUUAUGACUUGUUAACCAACCGGAUCCCCCCCUCUGGUGAGUAGGCGGGGCCACAACGCGCAGGAUUGUGCUGCCAUACAUGUUCCCGGUGUGUGGACAUCGCGAUCGUUUCCUGCACUGUUGCAUGGUGGUCGAACAGGAGGAAUUGUUGGAAAUUUUUCGGAGCAGCUAAAGCAUGCUCUUGGCCCAAAUAAACCGGGACUCCCAGGGAAUGGCAGAGUUUCAUGAUGCAGAUGGGCAGCCAGUUACUCUCUGUCUGACGGAGGCUGUCACAGUGGCAGAUGGCGAUCAGAUGGAAAGCAUGGACACAGUGAGCCUGCAGGCUGUUACCCUGGCCGAUGGAUCCACCGCAUAUAUCCAGCACGACUCCAAAGCUUCGUUUUCAGAUGGACAGAUUAUGGACGGCCAGGUGAUCCAGCUGGAGGAUGGCUCUGCUGCCUAUGUUCAGCAUGUGUCCAUGCCUAAAACAGGAGGGGACAGUUUACAGCUUGAAGAUGGACAGGCAGUUCAGUUAGAAGAUGGAACAACUGCCUAUAUUCACACACCCAAAGAUGCGUAUGACCAGAGCAGCCUGCAGGAGGUGCAACUGGAAGAUGGAAGCACCGCCUACAUUCAGCACACUGUACACAUGCCUCAGUCCAACACCAUCCUGGCCAUACAGGCUGAUGGCACCAUCGCAGACCUGCAGGCUGAGGCCACGGCCAUCGACCCAGAGACCAUCAGUGUGCUGGAACAGUACACAACCAAGGUAGAGAAUAUAGAAAACCCCUUGGGGUCCUUUGGUAGAGUGGAAACAGAUAAUGGUGUCCACAUGCAGAUUGUAUUACAGGGUCAAGACAACAGGCCAGGAAGGGUCUCAAAUGUUGGAGAGAAGUCUUUCCGCUGUGAAUAUGAAGGCUGUGGAAAGCUCUACACCACAGCCCACCACCUCAAGGUACAUGAGCGCUCUCACACUGGAGACAAACCAUAUGUCUGUGACUAUCUUGGCUGUGGGAAGAAGUUCGCAACAGGGUAUGGUCUGAAGAGUCACUCACGCACACACACGGGGGAAAAGCCAUACAGAUGUCAGGAGCUGAACUGUCGCAAGUCUUUCAAAACCUCUGGAGACCUUCAAAAGCACACAAGGACUCAUACAGGAGAAAAGCCUUUCAAGUGUCCAGUGGAAGGCUGCGGCAGGUCAUUUACCACCUCAAACAUUCGUAAAGUUCAUAUCCGCACACACACCGGCGAGCGGCCGUACUACUGCUCUGAGCCGAGCUGCGGACGGUCAUUCGCCAGUGCCACAAACUACAAGAACCAUAUGAGGAUUCACACUGGAGAAAAGCCGUAUGUGUGCACAGUGCCUGGGUGUGAAAAGCGCUUCACAGAAUACUCCAGCCUUUACAAACACCAUGUUGUUCAUACGCCAUGCAAACCUUACAACUGCAACCAUUGUGGAAAAACCUACAAGCAGAUCUCCACACUCGCCAUGCACAAACGCACAGCACACAAUGACACAGAGCCCAUUGAGGAGGAGCAGGAGGCCUACUUUGAACCCCCGAUAGAUGCCAUUGAUGACCCUAAUGUGGGCUACACAACGGUGGUUGAGGCAGAUGACUCCAGCUCAGAGCAGGCUCCAGUGGAGAGCUCGGACAUGGUUGGUCAGCAGCAUGUUGCCUUGGUAACGCAGGAGGAUGGAACACAACAGCAGGUCAGUAUAUCUGAAGCUCACUUACAAGCUAUGGGAGGCACAAUCACCAUGGUAACCCAAGAAGGCACAACCAUAACCAUCCCAGCGCAUGAACUGGCUACGCAAGGUGCACACUCGGUUACCAUGGUAACAACAGACGGCUCAGACGAACAGGUGGCCAUCAUGACACCCGACAUGGCCUCAUUCCAAACUGUGGAGGAAGCAGGCUAUAGUCAAGAGCAGGAUGAUAUUCAUCCCGUCACAUUACUGGCCACCUCCAACGGCACUCACAUUGCUGUGCAGAUCAGUGAUCAGCCUUCGCUGGAAGAAGCCAUCAGAAUAGCAUCAAGAAUACAGCAAGGGGAGUCACCAGGCUUGGAUGAUUGAUGGACUCAUUAUGGACAAUGAUUUAGGACUAAGACAAUAUUGACAGGAGAUAUCAUGAGUCUUCCUCCAUGUUUUUUUUCCACAAACAAAGUUAGCUUUUAUGUGUACAUAGGAUUUUGAUAACUGGAGUUCUGCCAUGCUAUUUUGUCCCUCAACCAAAAAAUACGGGAGAGGUGAAAAACGCUUUCUAAUGUUUAUGGUGCACAGUGCAGUGUACAGCUAAUGCUAUUUCUAAUUAAAGAAAAAAAGUGUGAUUGAA